Messenger RNA from Salmo salar (Atlantic salmon), 6453 nucleotides. It is a transcript of the gene ago4, whose product is annotated as argonaute RISC component 4. The record is from RefSeq and is a predicted model, not a curated record. Gene Ontology annotation, molecular function: protein binding; RNA binding. NCBI's taxonomy places the organism in Eukaryota, Metazoa, Chordata, Actinopteri, Salmoniformes, Salmonidae.
UUAAAUCACUCAGAAGACAACGCAUCCACAACACCUCUGGACAUCUACGCAUUAUAUUCCCUUUCUUAAAUUAGCCCCCCCUCAGCGUCGCAAUACCGCCCCCAAUUUCAGUGUCGGUACGGAGCCGCCAGGCCGGGACAGAGACGGAGAGAGAGCCCUCGGCCAUGGAAGCGCUCGGACCCGACCCCCCUAUAGGCCCGCCGGCCCCCACCUCCCUCUUCCAGCCCCCGCGGAGGCCUGGCAUGGGCACCGUGGGGAAGCCCAUCCGCCUGCUGGCAAACCACUUCCAGGUGCAGAUUCCCAAGAUUGAUGUCUAUCAUUACGAUAUCGACAUCAAGCCUGAGAAACGGCCUCGGAGGGUCAACCGAGAGGUGGUGGACACCAUGGUUCGCCACUUCAAGAUGCAGAUCUUUGGUGAUCGACAACCGGGCUACGACGGGAAGAGGAACAUGUACACGGCCCAUCCACUACCCAUCGGGAGAGACAGGGUGGAUCUGGAGGUGACUCUACCGGGGGAGGGGAAGGACCAGACCUUCAAGGUGUCGCUGCAGUGGGUGUCAGUGGUGAGCCUGCAGAUGCUCCUGGAGGCCCUGUCAGGCCACAAUGAGGUCCCCGAGGACUCUGUUCAGGCCUUGGAUGUCAUCACCCGCCACCUGCCUUCCAUGAGGUACACUCCAGUGGGGCGCUCCUUCUUCUCCCCUCCGGAGGGCUACUACCACCCACUGGGCGGAGGGAGGGAGGUGUGGUUCGGCUUCCAUCAGUCGGUCCGUCCUGCCAUGUGGAACAUGAUGCUCAACAUCGAUGUCUCCGCCACCGCUUUCUACCGUGCCCAGCCCGUGAUCGAGUUCAUGUGCGAGGUGCUGGACAUCCAGAACAUUAAUGAGCAGACCAAGCCACUCACCGACUCCCAACGCGUCAAGUUCACCAAGGAGAUCCGAGGUGGGUGGGGACCUGCAGGUCUGAAAGUCGAGGUCACCCACUGUGGUCAGAUGAAGAGGAAAUAUCGCGUGUGCAAUGUCACACGCCGCCCCGCCAGCCACCAAACGUUCCCCUUACAGCUGGAGAAUGGCCAGGCCAUGGAGUGUACAGUGGCUCAGUACUUCAAGCAGAAGUACAGCCUACAGCUAAAAUACCCCCACCUGCCCUGCCUACAAGUGGGGCAGGAACAGAAGCACACCUACCUACCCCUGGAGGUUUGCAACAUUGUGGCCGGGCAGCGCUGCAUCAAGAAGCUGACAGAUAACCAGACCUCCACUAUGAUCAAAGCUACAGCACGUUCUGCACCCGACAGGCAGGAAGAGAUCAGCCGACUGGUAAAAAGCAACAGCAUGGUCGGCGGUCCCGACCCCUACCUGAAGGAGUUUGGCAUUGUGGUGCACAACGACAUGACUGAGGUGACGGGCCGAGUCCUCCCAGCGCCCAUGCUGCAGUAUGGGGGCCGGGUGAGUACCGACACUGGGCGGGACUGUGGCAGGGGACUCUCUCCGCAGAAUAAGACCGUGGCCACGCCCAACCAGGGCGUGUGGGACAUGCGGGGGAAGCAGUUCUACGCCGGGAUAGAGAUCAAGGUGUGGGCCGUGGCCUGCUUCGCCCCACAGAAACAGUGCAGAGAGGACCUUCUCAAGAGCUUCACAGACCAGCUGAGGAAGAUCUCAAAGGAUGCAGGGAUGCCCAUCCAGGGCCAGCCGUGUUUCUGUAAAUACGCCCAGGGAGCGGACAGCGUGGAACCCAUGUUCAAACACCUCAAGUUGUCCUAUGUGGGACUGCAGCUCAUCGUGGUCAUCCUGCCCGGCAAAACCCCUGUCUACGCGGAGGUGAAGCGGGUAGGAGACACUCUCCUGGGCAUGGCCACUCAGUGUGUCCAGGUGAAGAACGUGGUGAAGACGUCCCCCCAAACCCUCUCCAACCUCUGCCUCAAGAUCAACGCCAAACUGGGUGGCAUCAACAACGUCCUUGUGCCCCAUCAGAGACCCUCUGUGUUCCAGCAACCUGUCAUCUUCCUGGGGGCGGACGUCACUCACCCUCCAGCCGGCGACGGCAAGAAGCCCUCCAUCGCGGCGGUGGUGGGCAGCAUGGACGGUCACCCCAGCCGCUACUGUGCCACGGUGCGCGUACAGACGUCGCGCCAGGACCUGUCCCAGGAGCAGCUGUACAGCCAGGAGGUCAUCCAGGACCUGACCAACAUGGUGCGCGAGCUGCUCAUCCAGUUCUACAAGUCCACGCGCUUCAAGCCCACACGCAUCAUCUACUACCGCGGCGGCGUGUCCGAGGGCCAAAUGAAACAGGUGGCAUGGCCGGAGCUGAUCGCCAUCAGGAAGGCCUGUAUCAGCUUGGAGGAGGACUACCGACCGGGCAUCACCUACAUCGUGGUUCAGAAACGCCACCACACCCGCCUCUUCUGCUCAGACAAGGCCGAGAGGGUUGGAAAGAGUGGCAACGUUCCAGCCGGAACCACGGUGGACAGCACAAUCACCCACCCCUCCGAGUUUGACUUCUACCUGUGCAGCCAUGCUGGGAUCCAGGGCACCAGCCGGCCCUCCCACUACCACGUCCUGUGGGACGACAAUUGCUUCACGGCCGACGAGCUCCAGCUGCUCACCUACCAGCUCUGCCACACCUACGUCCGCUGCACCCGCUCAGUCUCCAUCCCCGCGCCAGCCUACUACGCCCGGCUGGUGGCCUUCCGCGCCCGCUACCACCUGGUGGACAAAGAUCACGACAGUGCGGAGGGCAGCCACGUGUCGGGCCAGAGUAACGGUCGGGACCCCCUGGCCCUGGCCAAGGCAGUCCAGAUCCACUAUGAUACCCAGCACACCAUGUACUUCGCCUGAGCCACGCCAGCAAUGGCUGCAGUUCUGUCCCUUCUCUUUCUCUCCUCUCUUUCUCUUUUUUGCCAGUCUCUCUCUCUAUCUUUCUCUCUCUCUUGCGUCUUGAUCUGCACCAAAGCGGUUCGAAGCCAGUGAAGUGUGCCAAUGGAGUAUUUUCCUUUUCGGGAAAAACGACAUCCGGCAUUCCCGAUCGAGCCGCCUUCUACCAGCAAUCCGGCACUGAGAGACCGUGGGGUUUCCAAUGUACAGAGAAAGCAAAUACACGCAUACACAAGUUGAGCCAUUUUUUUUUUUUUUUUUUUUUAUGUCUUUUUUUUUUAUUGUAACACUGAGCAAUGGAUCGGACUGACGCCAAUCGUCAGUGGCAGCUCUCCUAGCUAAGCAGGACUCUGUCUACUUUUUACCUCAAAGCCCCUUUGGGUGAAAAUCUGUCAUAAGGUCUUGGGUUGGUGGGGGUCAUGGCGGGUAUGGAAACAUGGGUGGGGUGGACCUUUUUUUGAGAAGAGAUUUUUUUUCCUUUUAUGGUCAUGUUUUUCCUUUCUCCUUUUCUUCAGUCUUUUACAAGCGAGGUCACCUGGGUAUCCAUACCCAUUACUCUUUCUUCUCCCAUUUAGCGAAGAAUAAGUGUGUUUGUGUAUAUACGUGUGCGUGUGUGUCUUUGCGUGUGUGUGUGUGUUUCAUGGCAGGCCACUGAAUUGUAAAGGGAAAAUCAAGGAGAUAACUGCUGUAAAUGCCUCAGAUUUGAUGUUUUUAUAUUCACACAUUACAUAUAUAUAAAUAUUUACAUCUAUAGAACAGAUUGAACUAUACAGGCUUCACAGAGGCCGGUGGGUAUAUGUGUAGCAGUAGCAACCGUGGUUUAGCCGGUGUGGCUGACUGGGCAUUGGGACCUAUUGAAUGGUUGAGAGCUUCGUGAGGGUUUACGGCAUUGGGCUAAGCCGCCUUAGUUGGUGCCCCGUGUGAGGAAGGGGAUCCAUCCCUUAAACUUGUUUGUCUCAUCGGUUUUGACAUUGUUGGGGUGGAGCAUGUUUUUUAGCAAGGCGCUAGUCGUCUGAAUUUUUCAGAGCAGGAAAACACAUUCACUUAACUUUUGGGGUCUCUUUUGCUACCGGCCAAUUCAUUGCACUGACCGGGGACGCUAGGUAAGCAACAGAGGGCACUCUCUCUUACCUUUAUGCAUUUAUACAUACAAAUCAAAAAGCAGAAUUUGUAAGAGUUUAAUAUAAAACUGUUUUUGUGGCUAAUCUUAACUAUUGUUCAGAUAUAGUUGGUAUAUUUGAUGUUGUUCUUAUUGUUGUUGUUAAUGUUCUUAUCUACGAUUAUGAUAAUUAUCAGACCGGCAGCAACCAGAUGUGUAGUUAGGAGAUCAGUGGCUGGGUUUAGAGUUGGACACUUUGUAGCAUUCUGGCCUCCGGCGUGGGGAGGCCCAAGGUGGGGCCUCCGGCGUGGGGAGGCCCAAGGUGGGGCCUCCGGCGUGGGGAGGCCCAAGGUGGGGCCUCCGGCGUGGGGAGGCCCAAGGUGGGGCCUCCGGCGUGGGGAGGCCCAAAGUGGGGCCUCCGGCGUGGGGAGGCCCAAAGUGGGGCCUCCGGCGUGGGGAGGCCCAAAGUGGGGCCUCCGGCGUGGGGAGGCCCAAGGUGUAUUAGUUUAUGCGCCCUUCUGCUCCUCAGUUAUGUAGUAGUUUAUGGUAGUAGGGAAUGGUUUGGCUGUGUUCUCCAGUAGGGAAGAUCUGUGUUGAUCUAUUACUGUUACUCCUGACUGGUAAAACAGGAGGCUACCGUCAGUGUUCAUCUGGUGAGUAUUGUUGGCAGCAGGGGGUUUCGGUUCGAAUGGAUGAAAGGUGACAAUCCGAGCUGGCAUUAGGAAGAAACUGGGACAGACAGUGGUAAAAAGAGGUAUGCAAUAGGCAAUGAGUUACAUUUUUAGAACUUCAUAAUGUGUUUCUAUGAUAGUUUGUGUGUAUUUGAACAAGUAUAUCUAUCCGAGUCUAAACUUCUGUUAUUUCUGAAUGAAAUAAUGUUUUGAACACCAGAUAUGAACAUAAAGCAUAAGCACUGCCCUUGGAUCUAAUGACACCUGACCAGUCACGACCGCGGUUAAAGAUCCAAUUUAACCACAGUCGUGGUUAUGGUUGUGCAUAACUCGCUGUGAGGAUGGGGCGGGGGGGGUUCGACGGCGGCGUGCACGCCUCGUCAGGGGGGGUUGGCUCAGCGAAAAACCCUUUUGUAAUAAACCAUACGUUAAGCAGCAGGUUUGCUAUGAAUGAGUUUUGAGCGCCUACCUGUCGAGGGCGUGGGCGCUUGCCUAUGGGAGGGGAGCAUGGUGGCGGUCCAGGCGUUACAUGCAGUAAGUUUUAGGGGCGGGGCUAAGCUGUUGUGGAGACGUGCACUAGUUUCCCCAUGUGGCAAGGGUGCUGCGUUGAUUCAGCCUGGUGUGGUAGUCUGCAGAGUGUGUUCCUGUGGGUGUGACCAGACUGGAGCGUUGUCCAGGAUGUGGGUGUGGUUUCCUAGCAGGGGAUCCAAAGGUGGUAAUUACUUCCCAGUUUUUAACAUAUUAUCAUUGCAAAGCAAUAUUAACCCGAAAUCCAGUUUUCGAAUGAGGAAAAAGCUAUAAUUCUUCUUGUCGACGUGGCUGUUGGUCUGCUCUCUAUCGCAGUUUGUGUUUCUGUAACUUGUUUUUUUUGCCUGUAUCAAUCAGUGGGAAUGUGCAUUCGGUGGACUAGCUCUUUAGGCUCUGAGAAUAAAAAAUAAAAAAAGGUAACAUUUAGACUUUGCUCACCUGCAUGCCAGAGUAUUGUCUCUAAAACAAUCUCUUUAGAAUUAUAUUUAUUAAGAGACAGGAGGAAAAAAAAUAUGCUAAAUGUUUAUGAAUUUAGUGAGACUGUUAUAGGCUAGCAAUAUUGUCCACUCUCCUCAAGACGUAUUUUAAAGAUUCCUACACAAAUGUCAGUAAAAAACGGAGGCACAGGCCGCUAGAGGCUGAGCGUUCGAGCCUUUGUGUCGUGGCCCGAAGACAAACGAGGUACUUUCUUCAAAAGUGGGCCCGGUAAAGACUUGAACUCUCGCCCCCGCACAGGCCCCAGUGUAGCGUCCAUUUAGGCCUCCACUUCCUGGUUUGUGCCCCUGCCACGCCUCUUGGGGCUGUCCUGUCUCGUGGCGCCACCCUGCUGGCCACCCACACAAGCGCACUUCCUCUCUGUGGGGGGCCUCGGCCCAAGGCGUCCACGGCCACAGGAAUACCUCCUUUUUAACCUUUUUAACGAACCAUUCUUUCUGUGCCCCGUUUGAAAGAGAGCAUGAUUUUAUUUUUUAAUUCCUCUUUGAUAUGACUACAGGUUUAUUUGACAUUGUGUAAUUUAAUUUUCUUCUUUAUUCUGGGGUGUAGCUCUGCUGUUUUUUCUGCUAGUGGUCUGAGCUGUGUGACUGUCCAAUAGCAAUAGAAAGGUACCCUGUCUGACCUGCUGGGGAGGGGGUGGGGCUUCCUCAGGCCCCUCCCACUAAGGCGCCUAAUCACUCGCUGUAUUGCUAUGUGACAUGUUGAAAACUUUUUUUUUUUUUUUUUUUAGCCUGCAGGGAAUAUUUGUGUUAUUGUGCAAAGUAAUAAAUUGGUAUUUUAUGCCUAUAUCAUA